ACAAGUAAAUAUCAUCAACCACUUUCCCUCUAAUCUUCCUACCUCUCCCCACCAUCUUUAAUUCAUCUAUAAAUUGCAAGCUCCUAUUCAUUAGUCCAUACCACUCAAACACACACACAAGUAAUUCAUUAAUCCAUACCACUCAAACCCAAACACACACAAGUAAUUAUAGAGCCAUGGAGGAGGAGACAUUUCCAGUUGUGAACAUGGAGAAGCUGAAUGGAGAAGAAAGAGCUGCAACAAUGAACCUAAUCAAUGAUGCUUGUGAAAACUGGGGAUUCUUUGAGAUUGUGAAUCAUGGGAUCUCCACGGAGCUUUUGGACAGAGUGGAGAAGAUGACAAAGGGGCAUUACAAAAAGUGCAUGGAGGAUCGCUUCAAAGAAAUGGUGGCUGCCAAAGGCUUAGAAGCCGUUCAGACUGAGAUUGAUGACCUGGACUGGGAGAGCACUUUCUAUCUCCGCCAUCUCCCCAAAUCCAACAUCUCUGAGAUCCCAGAUCUUGAACACGACUACAGGGAGGUCAUGAAGGAAUUCGCUAAAGAGCUAGAGAAACUUGCAGAAGCUAUACUGGACAUACUGUGUGAGAAUCUGGGAUUGGAAAAGGGUUACCUAAAGAAAGUAUUCUAUGGGGGAAAGGGCCCCACCUUCGGGACCAAGGUGAGCAACUACCCUCCCUGUCCGAAGCCAGACCUGAUCAAGGGUCUAAGGGCCCACACCGACGCUGGCGGCGUCAUCUUGCUCUUCCAGGACGAUAAGGUCAGUGGCCUCCAGCUGCUCAAGGACGACAAGUGGGUUGAUGUGCCACCCAUGCACCACUCCAUCGUCGUUAACUUGGGUGAUCAGCUUGAGGUCAUCACCAACGGAAGGUACAAGAGUGUGCUCCACAGAGUCAUUGCUCAGACUGAUGGCACCGGCCGCAUGUCCUUAGCCUCCUUCUACAACCCAGGGAGUGAUGCACUCAUCUAUCCCGCCCCACAGCUAGUGAACAAGGAACAAGACAUGUACCCCAAAUUCGUGUUUGAGGACUACAUGAAGCUAUAUGCUCAAGUCAAGUUUCAACCAAAGGAGCCUCGCUUUGAAGCUUUCAAGACAAUGGAAGACCCCAUUGCAACCGCUUAAUCAAACCACCUACACUACACAUGUGUCUAUUUAUUUACUUCAAUAAAAAAAAAUUAUGUAAUGUUUGUGUUGGAGCUAGUUUAUUGAUUUCAUCAUAGCUAUUAUCUAUCAAUGGUUUAUGUAACACCUCUAUACCCUAAUUAGUCACUAAGUUAUCUCUCUAUAUAUGUUGAUAUUCCAAACCUAA
Messenger RNA from Helianthus annuus (common sunflower), 1305 nucleotides. RefSeq names its product 1-aminocyclopropane-1-carboxylate oxidase 1. The coding region runs from base 177 to 1118 and encodes 313 amino acids. NCBI's taxonomy places the organism in Eukaryota, Viridiplantae, Streptophyta, Magnoliopsida, Asterales, Asteraceae. The transcript is spliced from 2 exons. The record is from RefSeq and is a predicted model, not a curated record.